Mercenaria mercenaria is the source of this 1293-nucleotide messenger RNA. RefSeq lists its product as uncharacterized. Gene Ontology annotation, biological process: DNA integration. The transcript has 2 exons. Lineage: Eukaryota; Metazoa; Mollusca; Bivalvia; Venerida; Veneridae. The coding region runs from base 1 to 1293 and encodes 430 amino acids. The record is from RefSeq and is a predicted model, not a curated record. Gene Ontology annotation, molecular function: nucleic acid binding.
AUGUCGCUCAUGGUCACAGACAUUACAUAUUGGUCCAACAGCCAGAUUGUCCUGCACUGGCUGAAGUCAUCAAAACCUACCAAGAGAUUUAUUACCAACCGAGUAUCCGAGAUAUCUAACUUAACCUCAGGGUCGUCAUGGAGAUAUUGCCCAACAGAUAGUAACCCAGCGGAUCUACUUACCCAAGGCAUCACUGCAGAUAAGUUCCUUAGUAGCAGCCUAUGGAGUACCAGUCCCUCCUGGUUAUAUGACACUAGUGCGUGGCUUACUUGGGGUUCUACUCAGGCAUUGAUACAGACGACCAGUGAAGAGCAUACGACAUUAGAUGAUAAUCCUAACAUACCCGCCAUCCAGCAGACGACAUCUAGACAAGACAUUAGCAUACUCCAGUUAACUGACAUAACCAGAUUCAGCAAAUACAGUAAGCUCCUUCGUGUUAUGGCCUACAUACGACGAUUCAUAAACAAUUGCCCAACUAUUCAACAUAGAAUGCUAGGUGUUCUGUCUACACAAGAACUACAAGAUGCUAAGCAAAUGUUAUUGCGAGAUUGCCAGGAAACCGCUUAUCCAGAUGAAGUUACCUACCUGAAGUCCCCUACGUCCCGCUUACCUUGUCCAAUGCUUGUGAAUCAGCUACUGUUGUUUCAAGAUGACGAGUCAUCAGGAGACCCUAAAGUGCCCCUAAUCCACCACCGUUGCCAAAGAUACGAGUUGAAAAUGCACAUCCAUUCACAGUCACAGGUGUUGACUUUACCAGAGCCAUCCAAACUAAGAACAAUACAGGAACCACAUCAAAGGCAUACAUAUGUCUCUUCAGCUACAGGAGCCAUACAUUUAGAAGUUGUCACCAACCUAUCAGAAUCUACAUUUAUGCAAGUGUUUAGAAGGUUUGUCGGCAGAAAGUCCCUUCCUAAAGUCAUGGUAUCAGACAACGCUACGACAUACCAGUCUGCUGCUACCAGUCUCAGAAAACUGUUCCAGUCUGCAUCUGUUAGAACAUCACUGAGUGAAAUGGGUACAGAAUGGCAAUUUAUACCUAAGAGAGCUCCCUGGUAUGGAGGAUUCUGGGAAAGACUCAUUGGCCUGACGAAGGUGACCCUUAAGAAGAUUAUUGGACGAGUGUACUUUACCCUGGAAACCCUUCAAACCAUCACUACACAGGCAGAGUGCAUGAUCAACAAUAGAAGGCUGAUGCACGUUCCAUCCAGUCCACAUGAUCCUAGACACACUGACCCCAGCACACUUGUUGUAUGGCCGCCAGACAACAUCAUUACCAUAUUCCAACGACAUUGA